GCCAUGGCCAUGGAGCGAUGGAACCUGAGGGCUUGAGCCAAAUUGCUCGAUGGAGAUUAAUAUCCUUCUUGGGAAGGUGCCGCCAAAGCAGUUGUCAUCACCGGUUGAUUAUUACAAGGUGGUGCAUAACGCAUACACUAGCCAGUACCUCCAGGCACUGGGGAUUGAACCUUUGGACCGGCAUCGGAGGGUCGUUUCUCGAAGAGCACCGCUGCAGAAGUGCACAAUUGAGGCCACUUGGGCUGAUGGUUCGGGUGUUGCGGAUCAACUACGCAUUGUACCUCCUCAGUUCUUGGCCGGAGGUGCCAAGCCGGGAAAGACCGGAAAGGAGCAAUUUUUGAAGGAUAUCCAAAGCGAUCCACUGAUUCGGGCAUUGCCUCCAGACACUUCUGGUAUUUAUGAGAGAGCAAAGAAGGCUGACACGUCAGCUGCUCCACAGAAGUAUGGCAUUAAGGAAAGAUAUCUACAAGCUCUUUCGGAAAUGAGCGUCCAAGAUCACAAGAACUCCGUUGGCGCCGACAGUACGUUGACGAAGGAGCUGGAAGACUUCCAAAACCACGCGAAAGGAGAAGAAGGUCCUGUUCACAGACGCGAGGUUCUGCGGCAAUGGGGCAAGGAUGGUUUCAAAGAGUUGGAAAAUCUUAAGAGGAAAUUCAUCCUACCUUUUGCAUGUGAAACUCCAACAGGCAUUGCCAUUUGGCGGGCCAACCUACCACAAGUGCAGGUCCCAAGCGAAUGUGUGGCAGACUUGAAGCGACCUCUUUGUGUCACCCUGGAGCAGAUUGAAGAGGAGGCUGCAGACUAUGCUGAGAACCUUUUCCCCUUGGAGCUGCUCUCGACAAGUCGAGAUCCGCUUAUGUUCGAUGAUAUCAGACAAGCUCUGCAGUCCUCAGAGCUACCGCGCCUGAUUGGCCUCACGUCACACUUGGUCUACUGGAACGCCCUGGGUCACUUACAUCUGCCUGAGCAUCGGCUUCCCAGCAGCACCCGGCAGUCGCUGGUUUUGACGAUCCAGGACGUGUGGACCAAGGUCAUUGAUUCCCCAAUCAUCAGGAAAGCUGGUGGUCCAGCUCGUGGCUUUUAUGUCCCGGUGUUUCUUCUCUUCCUGAAGUGGGGGAUUGAACAGGCCUUUCGCUCGCAGUUCCGCAAAUUGCUGGAGGAGACAGACCACGGCGAAGGCAUUGCACAGCAACUGGUGGCCCACAUCAACGUCACCAUCAUGGGGUUGUUUGAUCCCGAUUGUGCUGCAGCGAAUUUUGGCACCCUGGACUCUUCAUCAGAGGCGAUCAGACUCUGGCGGAAGCUGCACAUCAAUCAGAUGAAGCAUGGCUUGACACCUGCAACCAGAACCAUUGUGCGAGAGUUCAGAACGUCACCCAUGAUGCUUCUCCUGAUGAACAGUGAUGGCGGACCUUCUGACCCCAAGACCAGGAAACUUUUGCAAAAAAGCAGCAGUGAAAGUGUGAUGACAGUGGUUGGAACGCCUGCAGAGGCCUCUGGACGCGUAGGGUCACCUGGCCGUCAGGCGCGGCCAAGACUCAAUCCUGAUAGAAAGAGCACCUUGUACUAUGCGGCUUGCAGCCGACUAUCCCGUGACGCGUCUCCAGGUGGGAAAAGUACGAAACAUUGAGAGGAUGUUUCACUCUGUCAGCGCCUCUCCUGUAAGGAUGCAUGUGCGCUGACAACUUUUUCUAGCGUAGCUCAGUGCAUUCAGAAUGACAUGCGCUGCCAGUAGAAGCGGACAGGGUGAAUAAAAUUGAAUAAAAGCUUGCGUCAGGGA
Molecule: messenger RNA, 1780 nt
Organism: Cladocopium goreaui
Lineage: Eukaryota; Dinophyceae; Suessiales; Symbiodiniaceae
Source: the annotation of a GenBank genome assembly